AAUCAAUAGAAGCUAGUUACAUAGUACUUCAUCUGUUCAACAUAUCGAAUAUAUAUUUUGUUCUCAUACUUGGCGAUUACAUAUUAACGCUAUGGCAGGAGUUGGGAUCAGGAAGAUGAUGACACACACAGUACGAAUUAGGUACAUGCAAGCUAGUUUAGGCACAAGAAUAAGGUUAUAUGGGAGCAAGGUAAAGAACAAUAAUCAGACCACAAAACACAAACCGAGGCCGGCGGCUUUAGAUCAUGAUCAGGGCACGUUAGAAUUAAAGGAAGAUCAGCGGAUAUCUUGUUGGGUUCCACAUUAUCGUACUGGGAUUUACUACCCAAGAGGACAUGAAGCAAUACUGGAGGAUAUUUCUGAAGGAGCAGCCUCCUCCUGCUUAGGUGACACUACUUUUUGGAUGAGGAACACUGAUGGAGUCGACAAGCCUGACCCUUAAUUAUAGUAAUUAUUAUUGCGCAUAAAAUUACGAUUAUCUGAUACGUGAUCCAAUACUAAUGGUCACACAUGAAUUUAACAAACUACUCAUUCCUGUUCUUCUUAUAAAAUAUUUAAUUUGUCUUAAAUUUUAUUUAGCACGUUCU
Molecule: messenger RNA, 587 nt
Organism: Oldenlandia corymbosa var. corymbosa
Lineage: Eukaryota; Viridiplantae; Streptophyta; Magnoliopsida; Gentianales; Rubiaceae
Source: the annotation of a GenBank genome assembly